AGAAAACCGAACACAACCAAAGACAAGGAAGUGACAUCGUGGGAGGAGCUACGAUCCUCUGGCCCCUCCCCCCUUUCUGAGGAGGGUUCUCUGGAAUCACUGGGCAGUCAGACGGGGAAAGCAGUGAGAGGCACAGAAGGAGGAUGGGAGGAGCCAGCUCCAGUGAUCAGAUGGCUCCAUCUCCAAACACCUUCUCCUUCACUCGGGAAGAGCUCAACAAACUGAAGUCUGAUGGUGAAACUUCGUGGGUAGUAAAGGUUACACCAUUACACACAAAGUUAGAUGAUCUGGAUUCUACAGAGCUGAACAUUGCAGUGACAGGAGAAACAGGCUCUGGGAAAUCCACCUUCAUCAAUGCAAUGAGGAGCCUGCAGAGUGAUGAUGAGGGAGCAGCUGAAACUGGGAACAUUGAAACCACAAUGGAGCCUACUGGGUACAAAGAUCUCAAAAUGCCAAAUGUCCGUUUCUGGGAUCUGCCAGGAAUUGGAACAACGAAAUUCCCAGCAGAUAAAUACCUGAGGGAAAUGAACUUUAAUAGCUAUGAUUUCUUCAUCAUUAUCUCACACUGCCGGUUCAAAGAAAAUGAUGCAAAACUUGCCAAAGAAAUUACACGGCUUGGGAAGAAAUUCUACUUUGUGCGAUCUAAAAUUGAUAAUGAUCUCAAAUCAAUGGGAAAUCAUUGCAGGAUAUUUAAUGAAAAGGAGGAACUAGCAAAGAUCAGGAAUGACUGUAUCAAAAAUUUACAACUUGCAGGCAUCCCAUCACCCAAUGUUUUCCUGAUAUCAAACUUUGAUCAGAACCUGUAUGAUUUUAAACUGUUACAAAGUAACAUUAUAACAUAAUUUAUCCCUUGGA
Messenger RNA from Chiloscyllium plagiosum (whitespotted bambooshark), 855 nucleotides. NCBI's taxonomy places the organism in Eukaryota, Metazoa, Chordata, Chondrichthyes, Orectolobiformes, Hemiscylliidae. The record is from RefSeq and is a predicted model, not a curated record.